AUGUCAGUUAAAACUGUUUUUAAAACUAUAACUUCGGAGUCUUCUUUGAAUCAGAGCAUUCCAAUCGAAAUUAUUGCUACUAUCCCAGAAGAUUUACAAGCAUCUAAGAUACCAAUAUCUUUAACUCUCUGUUAUCAAAAGGAUAGAAACAACGAUUCAAAAUAUCAAAUCCCAUCAACUUUCAUGUAUUACCACUAUUCCAUACCAAACCGUUUACGUACAAAGAAAGCAACAGAUGAUGAUGUAAUUGGGAUCCCUUUAAUUGAUACAGACAACGACUGGAUUAAAGAUAUCUCAAGAAAAAUUGCCAAUAUGGUCGCCAAGAAAUAUAAUAAACCAUGUUACGUUGCUUGGAGUAACACGAAAUUGAUGGAUAAUUCCACAAUCUCGAUGGACCAAUUAUUUGUCUUAAGAAGUUGUAUGGAGUUCGUCCAGUCAAUAAUGAAACAAUAA
Messenger RNA from Kazachstania africana CBS 2517, 453 nucleotides. RefSeq names its product Poc4p (gene POC4). NCBI's taxonomy places the organism in Eukaryota, Fungi, Ascomycota, Saccharomycetes, Saccharomycetales, Saccharomycetaceae. The record is from RefSeq and is a predicted model, not a curated record. The transcript has a single exon. Bases 1 to 453 code for a protein of 150 amino acids.